Aegilops tauschii subsp. strangulata is the source of this 3257-nucleotide messenger RNA. RefSeq lists its product as uncharacterized. Gene Ontology annotation, molecular function: aminoacyl-tRNA deacylase activity; alanine-tRNA ligase activity; ATP binding. Gene Ontology annotation, biological process: alanyl-tRNA aminoacylation. NCBI's taxonomy places the organism in Eukaryota, Viridiplantae, Streptophyta, Magnoliopsida, Poales, Poaceae. The record is from RefSeq and is a predicted model, not a curated record. Gene Ontology annotation, cellular component: mitochondrion; cytoplasm; chloroplast.
CUCCCCUUCUCCCCUCCCUUUCCGCUGCUGGGUAGGGUUUAGCGGUGGCUGAGGGAGGUCUCGGCGGCAUGGCGCCGUCCAAGGGGGAGCGGCGGGGCGGCGACCCGGCCGAGGGGGAGGACGAGGAUUCGGCCAGCGUCAGCCGCCGCGCCAGAUCCGGCGGCAUCUGCCCGACCCGGCGCCACCCGGACGACGAGGCCAGGUCAGCCGCUCGUACACCUGCGGCGAGGGCGGGAGCCGGACGCUUGAGAGGCGCGUCGUGCCGGGGGAGAUGCGCGGCAAGGGCGCGGCCGCCGAUGUCGUCCAGGAGGCGUUGCCGACGUGCGGGUGCCACAUCGAGCGCUACCGCCGCCACGACGCGGUUCCCCGAAGACGCCCUGUACGGGUCGACGACGGCGAGGGCACGUCCGCGGCCGGCGCCGCGGAGGCCGUGCGGACGUGCGGGAGCUACACCGACACCCCGCCCCGACGCCCUACUCCGGUCAGCGCGUCGACGGCCCUCGGCAUCAAGGGCGGCCGCGGAGCGCGGGGCCAGAAGAACAAGCGCGACGAGUUGCGCGUGGAGGUGAGCCGCGGUGGAGUGCCCAUGGACGGCUUCGAAGAGUCAGUCGCGCGGUGCGGCUUCCGAAACCCGAGCCUGGUGCGGCGGUGCCCCACGCCGCCACGGAUGGACUCUACGCGGUGCGCGCAGAUGGGGGCCUGCAUCCCGGUGGCAGUUGGAGGGGGUCGCGGCCACAAGGACACCCACGACGACUACUACGGCACCUCGAGGCCACGGGCUGCGGAGCUGCACGUCCCCACUGCGGAUCUGCGCACAGAGAUGUAUGAAACUGGGAGUAUCGAGGGGCCAUCUGGAUCUUUCACUGUGAACAAUGUCCAAGUGAAGUUUGCUGGCGAUGUCCCGCAUACCGGUUCAUUUCUGGAAGGGCCUGACUCCAAGGCAUUGUCUGUUGGCGAUGAAGUGAAAUGUAAGGAUGCAUUUGUUCUGUCGGACACCUAUGGCUAUCCAAUUGAUUUGACUGAGGUCAUGGCAGUUGACUUCGGGCCAUCUGUUGACAUGAAGGGUUUUAAUGUUUCUAUGGAAGAAGCAAGGCAAAAGGCUAGGAAUGCUCGCUACAAGGCUGCUGGCAAGUCCAUUGUCCUGGAUGCUAAUGCUACAUCGCACCUGCGCAAUCAGGGGCUUGCCAGCAUAAAUGCUAGCCCGAAAUUCCAACACGAGGUACAUAGCACUGUGGUAAAAGCUAUCUAUACUGGCUCAGAGUUCAUAGCCACUGCAUCUGGUGAUGAAGAUUUUGGUCUUGUUUUGGAAAGCACAAGUUUCUAUGCGGAACAGGGUGGUCAGGAUGCAGACAAGAAGCGACAUGGUGCAAUCGGUGAGGAGGUGAAGCAGUUGCCUCAAAGAGCAAGGGAUAACAGCUUAAAACCACAAGAUUACGAGGAUGUACCAGAUUUUGUCUGUAGUGAUAGGGGAGGCUGCUCUGGGUCUAAUAAUGGAAAAUGGAAUUAUAUAUCAAAGAUGAACUAUUACUUGAGGGCUGGAGAAGCAAGCAGCAGCUGUUCUACUAGUUCAAGCACUAACAUAUCUGCUGGUAAAACUACACAGAUUCUUGUUAAAUUCUUUUGAUCAACAAUCCCGGUGCGGAAGAACCUGAACAAACUAAGUGCAAAUAUGUUGAUUGAGCACAUUUGUCGUAGAGUGGGGGUUAGGCAGAGUGACUUGUAUACAACAUUUAGUGGGAAAAUUUUGGAGCCGGAGCAAGUUUUAUCGUAUUAUCAACUCCAGAAGGAUUCUGUGGUUUACAUUAAUCACAGACUACGAGGUGGCAGGCCAUUGACAAUUGAGGUUGAAACUUGGGAUGCCAAAAUGAAGGUUUAUCCUCACUACCAGACUCUGCCUUUGGACCCCAAUCUAAUUGGCCCGGACAACAAAAAAAGGAAUUCGAAUUCUGUGACAUAUUUGUCAGAAAGUUUACAGUAUUUGUGUAAGCAGGUCUUGAUUGGGAUGUGUCGAGAGCAUUUCAGCGGGAUAAGUUUUGGCGGUAAUUUUACUUCAAAGCAAUUACUCUUCGACAAUGGAAAUUUCAGAUUUGACACUUGUGUUCCCAUUGAGGAAUAUAGUAUCACAUCAGCCUUCAAAGAUUAUAAUCGGAUUUCUGAAAUUUUUGACAAAGAAUUCUGUUCAGCCGAUGGUUCUUAUCCAAUACAUGCUGGCCAUUUGAUCAACUUCCUGGCAUGUCCUCCUGAUUUAGUUGACCCACGAAGCGAGGCUCUCAUAGCUUAUCUUACAAAUCAUUAUAGCCUCCUAUCUCAUUCACAGAGGAUCAAAAUGAGUGAAGUGCUUGAUAGCUUGCGUGCAAUGCUGGGUACAAAUGGUUUGUUAGACUACAAGUUUGCUAUUGGCAUAUGGGGCAACAUUUCCUGGACAGCUGCAGUGAAAGCGAUCACAGGAAUGAAACCAGUAUAUUUAUAUGAUGCCACGUAUGACGAGCGCGGCUAUGUUAUUGAUGUCCCGUAUUCUAACCAUGAUAAUCUCAGUCUCCUGCACUUUUCAAACAAUUUCUUCAAGCACGCUAAAUUUCCUCUGCAGCAGCGUGAAGCAGCCUUUUCGCUUGCGAUGAAAGAUGACAACUUUAUGCCCAUACUUCUAUUUGACAGCGCGAUAACGUUCCAGAACGUGGUAGCAGAUAUAACAGAGGAUGUACAACAGUUUAUCGAUGAAGUGAUUUCAAUGUUGGGUAAGAACACUCUUUGUUGCAAGAGGAGGGAUGAGCCAUCCACAAGCUGAUACAAUAAGAAUGGUGUACUUGACCAUGGCGUGCCAUGGACAAGUAUACGAGUGAUCUUGGGGAGAGCUUGUGCUCUGUUACACCAGUGGAAGAUCUUAUGCAAGGGGGAUCAGUCGGUGCUUUUGCGACGCUGUCUCCUGCUGCUGGACCGGCGAAGAGGCGAGCUGCUGCGCAUCGCGUGGUAGAAAGAACCAGACCUGGAGCAAAGAAGGGACUAGCUGGCCUCAUGCUCAAUGCACACUCUGGGAUGAUCCUACCCCCUCCUGCGUGAGGAAGAUGUAAUAGGCUAGGCUCCCUCUUUAUUCGGCUACUGGCUUUGGAUACUGCUGAACCUUUUGCUGUUGCGGACGGUUUUCUUUUUGGUUUGUUAGUGGUAGUUAAUUUCUGGCCUGCUACUCUGGUUAGGUCCGAGAGCUUUUAAGUGUUUGGAUGCUGUUCUCCGUUUUAUCUAUAAAAUGGAGAGGGGGGAAA